AUGGCGGGCCGGGGGCGCCGCACCCGCAUGGAGCGCGGCUACGUCCUCGGCAUCUGCUGCCUGGUGCUGCUGGACCCGGGCCGCGCGGGCGCCGGCGAGGCGGGCACGCGCGGCCCCGAGCCCGAGGCGCAGGUGGAGAGCAACAACGCCAGCUGGGGCCCCACGGCCGAGGACGUGGCGGCGGCGCCCACCGAAGCCAUGCCGGGCGGCGACCGCUGCCGCGGCUACUACGACGUCAUGGGGCAGUGGGACCCGCCGUUUAACUGCAACCUGGGGAUCUACCAGUACUGCUGCGGGACAUGCGGGUACCGCUUCUGCUGCCAGUUCAAGCCCGGGCGGCUGGACCAAAGCGGCUGCUCCAACUACGACACCCCCAACUGGGUCAACACGGGCCAGCCGCCGGCCCGCGUGGACGAGACCCCCGAGGAUCCCACCCGGGACAAGACCAACAUGAUUGUGUACAUCAUCUGCGGCGUGGUGGCCAUCAUGGUGCUGGUGGGCAUCUUCACCAAGCUGGGCCUGGAGAAGUCGCAGAGCCCCCAGGCAGAGAUGACCAUGUCCAGGACGCUGACGGACCUGCUGAAGCAGCCGGGCCUCGGCCCCUCGGAGCAGCUCGACGGCCACGUGGGCAGCCUCCAAGUGCAGGUGGGCGAGGGGCUCGGCCGCCYGCCCCCCAGGAACGGCACAGACAAGCUGCACCUGAACAACGCCAUGGUCACCAACCCCAUCGGGGGGCCGCCCCUGGCGCUGCCGCUGGCCCACGGCAGCCGCCUGCCGCUGGUGAGCAGCGGGCCCCUGCAGGCGCCCGACUACGCCAAGUACGCCACGCUCAAGGCUGUGGAGAGCGCGCCGGAGGAUUUCUACAAGCGCUUCGCCGGGGCGGACCUGCCCRCCAGCAGCACCCUGCCCUUCCCGGCCGAGGCGCCGGCCCUGCCCGAGGGCUUCCCCCUGGGCCCCAAGGCCAAGGGCACCAAAGGGGGCCCCGCGCCGCCGCUGGCCAGCCCAGCCUUCAAAGGGGGCUGGGAGGGCGGCCGCCGGCAGGGCUACGCCGCCGGACGCCCCUUCAGCGCCGAGAAGCCGCCCGAGGCGUUCGGCGCCGCGCCGCCCCACUACGCGCAGCCCCAGCGGCACCUCUCCACCAACAGCAAGACCGAGGUCACCGUCUAA
Messenger RNA from Nothoprocta perdicaria, 1167 nucleotides. It is a transcript of the gene SHISA8, whose product is annotated as shisa family member 8. The record is from RefSeq and is a predicted model, not a curated record. The transcript has 4 exons. Lineage: Eukaryota; Metazoa; Chordata; Aves; Tinamiformes; Tinamidae. Gene Ontology annotation, cellular component: postsynaptic membrane; postsynaptic density; dendritic spine membrane. The coding region runs from base 1 to 1167 and encodes 388 amino acids. Gene Ontology annotation, biological process: regulation of short-term neuronal synaptic plasticity; regulation of AMPA receptor activity.